Molecule: messenger RNA, 1020 nt
Organism: Penicillium angulare
Lineage: Eukaryota; Fungi; Ascomycota; Eurotiomycetes; Eurotiales; Aspergillaceae
Exons: 5
Coding region: 1-1020 (339 amino acids)
Biological process (GO): DNA repair; meiotic DNA recombinase assembly; reciprocal meiotic recombination
Cellular component (GO): Rad51B-Rad51C-Rad51D-XRCC2 complex; Rad51C-XRCC3 complex; replication fork
Molecular function (GO): four-way junction DNA binding; crossover junction DNA endonuclease activity; ATP-dependent DNA damage sensor activity
Source: RefSeq, a predicted model, not a curated record
AUGGAUGCCAUCACGGACCUUUUUGGGUUCGACAACCAAGACACGCAGCCCGUUGUCUCUAUAUCAGCCUCGCAGUCAUUAAACGAGUCUGAGUUUUCUAGAGAGCCCAUAACAACUGGACUACCGCGUUUCGAUCAGGCGUUGAAUACCGCGUCUUUCGACCCGCAACGAGCUGGCGGAAUCUUGCGUGGACAAAUUACAGAGGUUUUUGGGCCACCAGGAGUGGGAAAGACUGCAUUGGCACUAAAUAUUGCCUCCCAUGCACUCCGCGACGGUGACAAAGUCAUCUGGAUCGACACAAGCUCACCACUCCCCAAACCACGACUUGAAGAACUAAACCCAUCCACAAACACAAACUGGGAAAAUCUUAUCUACUUCCGCACCCCAACACUCCCCCACCUCCUCGCCUUACUAUGCAACCCACCCAAAGAAUUCCCACCCCCAGAAACAACCCUACUAAUAAUCGACUCCGUUUCUUCAUUAUUUCCCUCCUAUUUCCCCAACGCAGCCGAACUAAAAGAUCGCCAAACACAAGGCAAAAUAACGGACAAAGCCCAGCUUCAAUGGCUACUUAAUCGCAAAUGGAACGUCUCAUCCGAUUUAGCAACUCACCUUGCACGGCUCGCGAGUCGAGGAAUCGCCGUGUUGGCUAUUAAUCAGGCACAUACGAAGAUUAAGGGACAGCCGAGGGCGACGCUGCAACCUGUUUUAGCGGGUGGGGGGUGGGAUAGUAGUGUGCAGACGCGAGUUGCGAUGUAUCGGGAUCUUCCUGAUAAGCGAUAUAUGGAAAUUACAAAGAGAGCGGGGAAGACAUUUUCUGUUAGGAUGGCGGAUAUGAUUAUCGGGUUUCGAAUUGAUACGGAUGGUCUUCAUGAGAUUGUUGAAACGGAACAGAGAUCACCGGAGCUUUCUCGCAAGAAGACGGCGCAGCCGAUUGAAGAGACGCCGUGUCGUAAGCGCAAGGCAUCCGAUGAAAUUGCGGAUAGCCAAGAUGAAGAAUCCGAUGAAGAAUACGAUUAG